Messenger RNA from Myotis brandtii (Brandt's bat), 981 nucleotides. It is a transcript of the gene CYTL1, whose product is annotated as cytokine-like 1. The coding region runs from base 1 to 411 and encodes 136 amino acids. Gene Ontology annotation, biological process: positive regulation of transcription by RNA polymerase II. The record is from RefSeq and is a predicted model, not a curated record. NCBI's taxonomy places the organism in Eukaryota, Metazoa, Chordata, Mammalia, Chiroptera, Vespertilionidae. The transcript has 3 exons.
AUGUGGCCACAGGACAAGGCAGUCCUGUGUGUCGGCAUCAAGGCCGCAGGGACCUGGGCUGGGCUGGCGCGGGAGGGCUGGCAGGGAGCCUGCGGUGACCGGGCUGAGGGUGUGUCCCGUGGGCAUCACAGCGACGCAUCUCCCUUUCUGCAGGAGCUGUGUGUGAUGUACCUGCCCCGGCUGUACCUGGACAUCCACAACUACUGCGUGCUGGCCAAGCUGCGGGACUUCGUAGCCUCGCCCCACUGCUGGCGAGUGGCCCCGGUGGACGCCCUGAAGGAUAAAGUGCGGAAACUCUACACCAUCAUGAACUCCUUCUGCAGGAGGGACCUGGUGUUCCUGUCCGAUGACUGCAGCGCCUUGGACUACCCCAUCCCAGCCACCACGGUCCCGCCCGACCCGCAAGGCUGAGGCGGCCCAGCCCAGAGAGAGAGCGGGGCCGAAGGGGGUCAGCCGCCCAGGCACAGUGGGCUGAGCCCUUCCCCUCGGGGCUCCCGUUCGCUGUCGCAUCCCACACAGUCACGCGCCUCUCCAGCGCUGGAAAGCAGGCUGGUGCCCGACCCUGGAACUCCCUCCAGCCCGUUAGACCCUUGCUCCCCCGCACCCACUGGGCUGGCAGGCACUCAGGCGCACAGCGCAGGUGCACUUGGAAGGUGCGAGCCAGCUUCUCCCUGGGAACAGCCGCGUGAGAACAAGCGAAAUAAUGCACGCACUCGCGGUUCUCCUCGGAGGGGGUGGCGGUACCACGUUUCUUUCUCUUUCUCCACGGGAACCUGCUUGCAUUUAACCAAACUCCUGUUUCACACCCGCUCCCGCCACGAGCUCCCCAAGCUGCUUGCAUUGUGAGGAAGCGUCGCUGCCUGCAUGUGUGCUAGCGAGGCCCGUGGUUACCGGGCGCCGACGGGAGCCACUCCUCAUUGAAAGGCGACGACACGCAAAUAAAGAUGAUCCCUCUAGCGAGACGCGCGUCAGUGGCCUCAG